AUUCAACCAUGUCAACUUUAGCCCAAUCUUUUGAAGCACGAGUUCUUUCGUAUCUGAAAGCUCAAGAACACCUAAACUGGGGAGAAGCAUUCGAAGAGAUCGAGGAGGAGGAAUCACCCGAACAGCAUGUUCAAGCCAUCUUGCAAGAAAUUUUGUUAAAAUUAAAUAAGAAAAUUGUAUGUCAAGAUCGAUAUGAUAACUUGAAAGAAAAUCACAACCAGUUUCCUUUGUUCAAUUUGGAAGAUAUAAUACCAGAUUUUUGUAUUGAUGAGGAUAUGAUUAAACAACUGACCUUUUCCGAAACUUUAGUAAUUAGCGCACUGGAUGGCUACGAAAAUUCGGAGGAGACUGUGCCAAAAGCAGUCGGAUCCCUAGUUUUAAAUAUACUGGCUGAAGAUGCAAUUUUACCACAUAAUAUUAAGAAAAAAGCAAUAGAUGCCGAUAUAGAAAAGGAAGUUACGCAAACAUUGCAACGGGCUAAGCAAGUUGCUGGACCAUUGAUUAAAAAACCUGGCACAAAGCUCGUCGAGCUGGACGAAGUAGAAGAGCAGUUGCGAAAAACUCUCAUCGAAUACGAAAAGUCCUUGAAAGAGGAAAUGAUGGCAAACGCUACAAAGUUUACGGUGCAUGUUUCGUCACAGUUCAACUCAGGAUUCAACGGCGGCUCCCGUAUAACGGCUUGGGUUGACAGGAAUUUUCAUACACUGGAAGAAAAAAGAACAGAGUAUUUCCAGGACGAGGGAAUAAUCAAUGAAAAAACUCUUUACGUAGGUCUACAACAUAGAAAAUACUACGUCAGACAUUGUAGUUCAAAGGAAGAAACUGAUAAUCGGAGAUAUUACAGUCUAGCGAAGUGUCAGGAUCUUAUUUGUGAAGGGGCGAAUUUUAUCUUAAUGAGAUAUUUAGCAAUUACAAGAUAUGAAGGGCAAUUCGAAUUAACUACAACAUAUAUCAAUGGAGAUCUGUGCAGAAACCAUUAUGAGUGUACUGGUCCCAUGAAAGGAAAGGUAAACAACAAAGAAACCGAGAUUUGUAAAAUAUAUAGAUAUAUAGUAGAAAAAUGCGGUAUAGAACAUCUAAGUGUCACUGUAAUGACUGUCUAUGGAAGAAUCGUAACACAAGAAUGGGAUGGUUGUCGUUAUAUAUUAAAUAUGAAUCCUUUACAGUAUGUAGGUACUGGAAAACCAACCCUUUAUGACAGGAAAAGUCUUGAAAAUACGUGGUAUGAUGAUUUAGAACUAUUCUCAAAGUAUAUGGAUACGAAGACCGAAGCUGAACUAAAAAUGAAAUCAUAUAUGCACGAGCACCCAGAAGUAAAGCACAUUAUUGCAGAUUAUUUGAACAAUAUCCUACUUUUAAAACCGCACAAUAUUUUACCGUUUACUAUGGACUUCUUCCAAAGUCUGUGUCCUGUGAAAAUUGCUAGAAUGAAAUAUUAGACAAACUUUUAAAGAUUAAAA
Messenger RNA from Diabrotica balteata, 1460 nucleotides. The record is from the annotation of a GenBank genome assembly. NCBI's taxonomy places the organism in Eukaryota, Metazoa, Arthropoda, Insecta, Coleoptera, Chrysomelidae.